GACGGCACACAAACAUUGCAGUCCGCUCCGCCCGCGCGUCAUCGAUUCCCAACAGACUCUCUCUCUUUCGCUCCGCCUUAACGCCCCCCGCAGUGCUACACCGCCUCCCAUUCCGACGCCCCAAGAGUGUGUGCAAGAUUUCUAGUUCAGGUUCUUAUUGCAUCUGUGUGUGUAAGCUGUGCCGUGCCUAUGUAUCUGUUACUGUUGUUGCUGCAUCUCGGUCUGCUCAAAAAUCACGAAUGCAACUGCAACGUUUUGAAAAUCAAAAGAAAACUGCCUGCUAAAUCGCAAUUUUGUUGUUCAGUGUUUUAAGUAUUAAGUGUGUUAAGUAUUUUAAUCAACAAACAAAACAAAAAUACAAAUAUAAAAAAUAACAACAACACAAAUGCAGAGCAACUGAAGCGCAAACACACACAAAAACAGUAGGGAUUGCGAAAGCGAGAUAGAAAUAGACUAGGCAUAAUUUAUAGCACACACAAAAAAAGAAGAAGCCUAAUUUAUAAGAGAAAAGUGUGUUACACGAAAUCGAUAAAUAACGGCAGUAAAGGAGCCGGAAAGGAGUAGGGAAACAUAUAUUUAGAAAGGAACUGUUUAUAAUAUAUACUAGACGAACGAACGCGCAACAACAACAUCAAUAAGCAGCUGUGAAUCAGUCCGUCCCGUUCCGCCGCGCUUCCAAUUCCUCCGCUUCCUUCCACUUCCAACGCCGGAUAUUCGGAUUUGGCAUUGACUUGGAUUCGUUUCUAAUUCGGACGCCGCUUCGACUUCUACAUCCACAUCAAAAUCCGCAAAUUCACGUUUUCCCACAACAUGAGCCCGCCCAUCGUCACGCGACGGAGCGCGCAGCAGGCGAAGAUGCAAACGCGGGCAAUGGCCAGUAAAUCUAAAGCGGGAACAACGGCGGCGACGGCGGCGGGAGUAAUCGGCGGUAGCUCUGCCGGCACCGGCAGCGGCGGUAUCAGCAGCGGUAUGAAUGCCUCCGAUCAGCGAAAGACGAUCAAACCGAAUGCAGCACUCUUGGAGGUGAAACGUCGAGCACGGAAUAUGCUCAAGAACCAGAGUAACGUCAUGCAGGAGUCCGUCACGGAUAUCUUUCAGAAUGCUGUCAAUUGCAAGGGCCUGGUACGGAAACCCACUGCUCUGAUCUACGAUGAAUCCAUGAGCCAGCACUGCUGUCUGUGGGACAAGGAGCACUACGAGUGCCCAGAGCGAUUUACUCGGGUCCUGGAGCGCUGCCGCGAGCUAAAUCUGGCAGAACGCUGCCUGGAGCUGCCAUCGAGAUCGGCCACCAAGGAUGAGAUUCUGCGACUGCAUUCUGAGGAACACUUCGAACGCCUGAAGCAGACCUCCGGGAUUCGCGAUGACGAGCGUAUGGAGGAGCUAAGCUCCCGCUACGAUUCAAUUUACAUUCAUCCGUCCACUUUCGAGCUUUCCUUGCUGGCCACCGGCUCCACCAUCGAAUUGGUGGACCAACUAAUCGCUGGUAAGGCACAGAAUGGCAUGGCCAUUAUCCGACCACCGGGUCAUCAUGCCAUGAAGGCCGAGUUCAAUGGUUAUUGUUUCUUUAACAACGUGGCAUUGGCCGCCCAGCAUGCCCUCGAUGUCCACAAGCUACAGCGCAUCCUGAUCAUUGACUACGAUGUCCAUCAUGGCCAGGGAACGCAGAGGUUCUUCUAUAAUGAUCCCAGGGUGGUUUACUUCUCCAUCCAUCGAUUCGAGCACGGCACCUUCUGGCCACAUCUUCAUGAGUCAGAUUACAAUGCUAUUGGAUCGGAAAAGGGCACGGGAUAUAACUUCAAUGUGCCCCUAAAUGCCACAGGGAUGACGAACGGCGAUUAUUUGGCCAUUUUCCAGCAAUUACUAUUGCCGGUGGCCCUUGAGUUUCAGCCGGAAUUGAUUAUCGUAUCGGCUGGCUAUGAUGCAGCCUUGGGAUGUCCAGAGGGCGAAAUGGAGGUAACACCGGCCUGCUAUCCGCAUUUGUUGAAUCCUCUGUUGCGACUGGCCGAUUCACGGGUGGCUGUCGUUCUGGAGGGUGGCUACUGUUUGGAUUCCCUGGCCGAAGGUGCAGCUCUGACUCUACGCUCCCUUCUCGGUGAUCCCUGUCCCAAGCUGGUGGAAAAACUGCCUCUACCACGUGCUGAACUCACCCAAGCCCUGCUCAGCUGCAUUGCUGUGCAUCGGCCUUAUUGGCGGUGUCUGCAUCUCCAGAAAACUUACGAUGCUGUUGAGUUACAGGACCAGGAGAAGGAACAAGAUCUGCAUAAAGUGCUGCGUAUUUGGAUUGGUGGACCACCGCCAGUAGAUCGUUACCCAACAAGAGAUACGGCCAUUCCACUGCCACCGGAAAAGGUGGCCACAAACACGAUCCGUCUGCACUCGCUGCGUAUGGAAACCAAGCUAUCGACGCCACCGGUCAGGGUUUGCUAUGCCUAUGAUGCUCAGAUGCUGCUGCACUGCAAUCUUAACGAUCCAGGACAUCCGGAGCAGCCGUUGCGAAUUCAACAUAUCCAUAAGAUGCACGACGAGUACGCCUUGCUGCCGAGGAUGAAGCAACUGUCCGCCAGAGCGGCCACCACGGAUGAAGUAUGCUUGGCCCAUACUCGCGCACAUGUGAAUUCAGUUCGUCGAUUACUGGGCCGAGAUCCAGAGGAUUUACAUCAGGUGGCGACUGGCUACAAUUCUGUGUACCUACAUCCGCGCACAUUCGAUUGUGCCACCUUGGCAGCGGGUUCCGUGCUGCAGGCGGUGGAAAGUGUUCUGCGUGGAGAAUCCCGCAGUGGCAUUUGCAAUGUCCGUCCGCCGGGUCACCAUGCUGAGCAGGAUCAACCGCACGGAUUCUGCAUAUUCAACAAUGUGGCCAUCGCAGCUCAAUAUGCAAUUCGGGAUUUCGAUUUGGAGCGAGUCCUAAUCGUCGAUUGGGAUGUUCAUCAUGGUAAUGGGACGCAGCACAUCUUUGAAUCAAAUCCCAAGGUUUUGUACAUCAGUUUGCAUCGCUAUGAGCAUGGCACAUUCUUCCCUAAGGGACCAGACGGCAAUUUCGAUGUGGUGGGCAAGGGAGCCGGCAGGGGCUUCAAUGUGAAUAUUCCCUGGAAUAAGAAAGGAAUGGGCGAUCUGGAGUAUGCUCUGGCCUUCCAGCAGUUGAUCAUGCCCAUUGCCUACGAGUUCAAUCCCCAGCUGGUCUUGGUAUCAGCCGGAUUUGAUGCAGCCAUUGGAGAUCCACUGGGUGGCUGCAAAGUAACACCCGAGGGCUACGGCAUGUUUACACACUGGCUAUCGGCACUAGCCGGCGGUAAGAUUGUCGUCUGCCUGGAGGGUGGCUAUAAUGUAAACUCCAUAUCGUAUGCAAUGACAAUGUGCACCAAGACGUUGCUGGGUGAUCCAGUGCCGACGCCUCAGUUGGGAGCCACAGCCCUACAGAAACCACCAACGGUGGCCUAUCAAAGCUGUGUGGAAUCUUUGCAAUCGUGCCUGGAAAUUCAACGCAACCACUGGCGAUGCCUGGAGUUUGUUGGCCGGCGAUUGCCAAGCGAACCCAUUGUGGGGGAGAAUAACAACGAGGAUUUUCUUACCGCUUCCUUGCGACAGUUGAAUAUUUCAAAUGACGAUGCACCGGGGGCGGCUGGAGGAAACGACGGCGAUCGGCCCGAUUGCGGCGAUGAGCGGCCUAGCGGCAGCAAGCCAAAAGUCAAGGUAAAAACGCUCACCGAGUAUUUGGCGGAGAACAAGGAGGCCCUUGAGCAGAAUGAGAUGUUUGCUGUGUAUCCGCUCAAGACGUGCCCGCACUUGACUCUUUUGCGACCGGAGGAGGCGCCGCAAUCAAUAAACAGUGGAGCGGCGUGCAGUAUUUGCGGAUCAACGGGUGAGAACUGGGUGUGUCUGUGCUGCAGGAUUGUGGGCUGCGGUCGCUAUAUGAACCAGCAUAUGGAACAGCAUUCGUUGGAGAUGGGGCAUCCACUUGUGAUGAGCAUGGCUGAUCUGUCCGUGUGGUGUUAUGUUUGCUCCUCGUACGUCGACCAUCCGCGCCUGUAUGCGUAUCUCAAUCCGCUGCAUAUGGACAAGUUUAAGGAGCCAAUGGCCUGGACACAUGCUUGUUCGAAGCGCGAGGAUGGCUGCUAUGCAUUGGGGCCCAAUGGUCAAGAUGAGGAUGACAACGCCGGAAGUAGCAUCUGUUUUCAGCUGGAGCGAAACAACUGACCCUUGGCCAUACGCGUGCUGGACGCCCUUACGGACUACUUGUGCACGCUCUGCCCGCCGCUCAGACACCUGAUUCAGUUCCUGGCCGAGCAUCUAUGGCCGCUACUGGAACGCAUUUACCUUAAUCUAUUGCACUACUUCCUGGCCCACUAAGGCUCCAGCCCAGAUCCUCAAAAAACUGUAACCUACAUCCCGCAUCCCAUUUGUCUUUUAUAUCUAUAAAUAGAAAACAAAAUCAUAAAAAACAUGAAAUUAUUGUUAAUAAGGGAGCUGCCCGGCAAUCAUCUACUGGUGAUCCUAAUCCUGGCACUCGGCUCUCGCAGAUUUAUACAAAUUAAAAUUGUUAAUGUUAUCAACUAAUGAUCUAAUAAAGACUUCGAGUGUUUUUUUCGAUGA
Molecule: messenger RNA, 4590 nt
Organism: Drosophila eugracilis
Lineage: Eukaryota; Metazoa; Arthropoda; Insecta; Diptera; Drosophilidae
Gene: HDAC6
Product: histone deacetylase 6
Exons: 9
Coding region: 811-4194 (1127 amino acids)
Biological process (GO): chromatin organization
Cellular component (GO): histone deacetylase complex
Molecular function (GO): zinc ion binding; histone deacetylase activity
Source: RefSeq, a predicted model, not a curated record